UCACAGAUGUAGGUGGAGCGAAGGAGGUGAACGGACGACUCUGUCAAGAAGUUUUCAGACUCUCCGACUUUCUUAGCUUAGCUUAAAAAAAUAACACACGAACUAGAGAGAAACAGGGGAGAAGAGAAGAGUGAGCCAGACUCGCACACCACCAUGGACGGUGUGUAUGGAUGGGGCAUGGCUCCAAUCAACCCAGUCCAAACAGCGAGCCCCUUCAUAGAGAUAAUCGAGCAGCCGAAACAGAGGGGAAUGAGGUUUAGAUAUAAGUGUGAGGGACGUUCAGCUGGCAGUAUCCCCGGAGAGAAGAGCAACGACACCACUAAAACCCACCCGGCCAUCAAGGUGCACAACUACAACGGCCCGCUGCGCGUUCGCAUCUCGCUGGUGACGAAGAAUGCGCCGUACAAGCCUCACCCCCACGAGCUGGUCGGGAAGGACUGCAGACACGGAUACUACGAGGCCGACCUGCUGGAGAGACGAAUACACAGUUUUCAGAACCUGGGUAUUCAGUGCGUGAAGAAGAAGGAUGUGAACGAGGCCAUCACUUGCAGACUGCAGACUAAUAAUAAUCCCUUCAACAUCCCCGAGCCGAAGGUGUGGGAGGAGGAGUUUGACCUGAAUUCAGUCCGGCUUUGCUUCCAGGCCUCGAUCACUCUGCCUACGGGGGAGCUGUUCCCUCUGGAGCCCGUCGUAUCGCAGCCCAUCUAUGACAACAGGGCUCCAAACACAGCUGAGUUGAAGAUCUGCAGAGUCAACCGCAACUCUGGAAGCUGCAAAGGAGGGGAUGAAAUCUUCCUGCUGUGCGACAAAGUGCAAAAAGAGGAUAUCGAGGUGCGAUUCUUCCAGGACUCCUGGGAGGGGAAGGGCACUUUCUCCCAAGCUGACGUCCACAGGCAGGUGGCCAUUGUGUUCCGGACGCCUCCCUACCGCGACACUAACCUCAGUGAGCCCAUAAGAGUCAAAAUGCAGCUCCGGCGGCCCUCGGACCGAGAGGUCAGCGAGCCAAUGGAUUUCCAGUACCUGCCAGCCGACCCAGAUGAAUACAGGCUGAGUGAAAAGAGAAAGCGCACAGGAGACAUGUUCCAGAAGCUGGGGCCCAUGUUAUCCACUGUGUCCAUCCCACAAGACAGACGGCACAUAAGCCCGGCGAGGAGAAUACCCCCUGCCAAGCUUCCAGCAAUGAACGCCCAAGCUGCAGCUGUAGUGCCCCCUGGUGCCAGCGGGGCGAAACCCCAGCCCUCCUACUCGUACAAUCAGCCAGGCCAGCUCUUCUCAGUGCAGCCCAAAGUUGAGGUCUCCUCUUCCAUCUCAGCCGCAACCACCAGCCAAACAUGGAAGAUCAUGGAGAGUCUGAACCUCGGCUCCCAGCCCAAAGCCACUCCAGUUUCCAACUUUACAAUGAGCCCAGCAGCAGCAGCAGCGGCUCCAUCCUCCUCCUCUACCACCACCCCCUCUGCAAACCAGGACUACUCCACGGUCAACCUCUCAGACCUUCAUGAGUUCUUCCCCAUGUCCUCCGGCAUCCCCCAGGAGCCGGCAGCCUCCCAAGGAAAUGCAGCCUCCUCACAGACAAGCAGCUCCUUCACCCUCCAGGGCUCUCAGUUCCGGGUGGAAGCCCCGCUUGUGGACGAGGACAUCCCAGAGUUCCCCAGCUUUUCCGAAGCCCAGGUCCCAAGCGUGCUGGAGAGCUUGAACAUGGAUGACUUUGUGGAACUUCUGAACCCCCGCCUCAUGAGCGAGGCUGGGGACGGUACCGCUAUGCUGGGCCAGAUUUCAAGCCAAUCAGCUGUCCCUCCCAGCUCCUCUGCUGCCGCCCAGAGCAGCGCUGCCUCCCAGAACACUUCUGACCCUGCCGGCAACCCAGGCAGCCCCUGGAUGAAUUACCCCAACAGCAUCGUCCACCUGCUACAGAACGAGGGCAUGAUCGGCAUCCCGCCCAGCAACAACAACCACCAGCCUGCGGUUCUUGACGAGUUCGACGAGCUCAUGUCCGCCGACGAAGACCGUCUUAUUUCCAUUUUGAACAGCGGAAGCCAAGUUGGUUUUGUGUCUGGACACCCAACUUAAGGGGUUGUACAGUUUUUUUUUUUAAAGACUUUUUUUUUUUUUUUAUAAAGACCACUUAUAUUUACUCCUUUAGCCUCCUUUGUUGUUAAUAGAGACACAAAAGGACGGUGGACAUGAAGAGCUGGAGGAGACAGAAUGUAGCAGGACAGCUCAUACAAGCAGAGACUUUUUCUGGUCAUGGAUUUGUUAAAACACAGGGCAUGGGGCGGGGUACAUAAUCAUAUCCCAUCGAUUAAUCCCAUGUUUAACAUCAGUCAGUGAGUUUUUCAGCGAUGGUGGAAGAUGAUCCACCGGCAAAUGUUUGUUUUAAAAAGACAAUCAGACCAGGGGGCGUACAGUGAAGUAAGAUGAAUGGGUUAGCGAGGUAAGGCAAAGCUGUUCUGGAGGUUGUUCAGAAUUUGGGAUUUAAAUCAGCUAUAUCCUCGCUCCCUGUUGGGCCGUGUGUUAUUAACACCACUGAACAAAGCCGUGCAGUUUACAGCAGGCAAGCUGUAUGCAUUGUGUUGCCACGGGAACCUACAUACAUUCAGUUGACGAUGUAGAAACUGCACAAAAAUGCUUGGCCCAAGUUUUACACAGCUGGCAUUACAGCGAACGCAGCUCAGAUUACAAAACCGCAAAGUCGGUUGACUUUCAUCACCGAAAACAUUCAAUCAAUAACUUUUUUUUCACUGUUUAUCCUUCAUUAUAGGACAGCAUUGGACCUAAAUGCACUUCUGGAGUAUCAUGUUUAACCCUUUAACACCCAAGGGUCAUAUAGGCCACCUGGAUUUUUUAAUUUGGGCUGUAAAAGAGUCAGAAAUCAUACUAUGAGUGAUUGCUUUUACCCUUUUUUCCCCCAGAACAACCUAAGUUUUCAAUAUCUGUCAAUAUCUGACAUAAACUAUGAGUUUAGACGAUGUAACAAUAGUUUAAAGUGGAAAAAAACAAAAAACUGACUUGGAUUUUUUUUUAGAGUUAAUGUGCAGCUGGUUUGUUAGAAAAAACUCUUCAAACAUGGUCCACAAAUUUCUAUAUUCAUCGUAGCUCUCCAUUAUAACAAACCGUUCCUCUUGACUGAAGUAAGCUGGUCCAUUUUGUGCAGAAGUGUCACAUGAAGCUUGAUUAAAAAAAACAAACAAACAAAAAAAAAACACCCGGUUAGUUAAGAAAAUGUACAACCAGUGUCAAGAUUUUGGUUCUGUUGGCGUCCAUUAGAGCUGCAGUUGUCGAUUAUUUUGGUAAUCGAGUAUUCUAUCGAUUAUUCUGGCGAGUAAUCGGAUUCCGCACUAGGCAUGUCCCGUUACAGCAUCAAAAGUGGAAGUGAGCGUGCUGUGCAACAGAAAUAACCGACCCACUCUACUUCCCAUUGGCUAGUGAUAUUAGUUUGGUUGAGCGCAUUCCAUUGGUAGAUGAACUCGAUUGGCAAUGUGGGCCUAGCUUUUUUUUUUUUUUUUUGAGCCAAACGUCGGCGCUGCAUGCCGGAACUCCAGCGCGGUGUGAUAAAAAGCCAACAUAAAGUAUCUUAGUAAGGUUUUGUGCCACCAAAACAGCGUCAAUGCAGCUUAGCGACGGUUCUCCAAGUGUCCAGAACUCUACCGGAGACAUGGAACACCAUUCUACCAAUUGAUUUUCAUUCACUGGGUGUUUUGAUGAUGGUCGUGGAGAGUUCAAAAUCUUCCAAAGGUGUUCAAUUAGGUUGAGAUCUCGCGGAUGUGGAAACUGUAGCAUCGUCAUCAAACCAUUCAGAGACUUCUCGUGACCUAUGGACAGAGGCAUUAUCAUCCCGGACGUGGGUAUAGACAAACGGGACACAAUAAACACAUCAGCUUCCCUGACUGGGAUCUAAAAACAUAUGGUUUGGAUUAAAACCCAAAGCAGAGUGCAUGUCUGGUACUACGUUUUUCCAAACUGGCUCCAUGUUUAUUUAUUUCAAUUAGCAACACAAUACAAACUACGAGUUCACAGCCCAACAGAUAUAUAAACACAGAUACUGAGGAAUGAAAAAAUAUAUGUAUUUUAUAGGAAAAGGUUGAAAGAAAUGACAGCUGUGGAGAAUGAAAGCUUUAAAAAAAAAAUGCUUCUGCAUUUAGGAAGGCAUAUCUCUGCAGUCUGGAGUCAUCAAUCAGUAUUUGUUACGAUUAUUAAUGUGCAGAGUCUGAGAGGAAAAAGAUUUAAGUGAUGUGUGCCUGAAUACUUAUAGAAAACAUACAGUGAAGGUACGUGUCCACUAGAUGCUUUUUUCCCGCCUGUAAACGCGUCACAUCUGAAAAUCGCAUGCAUGGUGGGCGGUCACUAGCGGGUCACUGCCUGGUCACAUGACAGCGCUUGAGCUACAGUCUGGCAGAUGUGUCGGAUAAACAUAGUGGCUCAGCCACAAACUUUGUUUUAUUUCAAAAACACUUCAGGGAAACGUAUUUCUGAAAGCAUUUGAGGCGUGAAAUAAGCUGUGCAGCAGCUGAAUCUGUCCUUGUUUUAGUUCAAUGAGGGCUAGUUUAGAUGACCGUUUAGACCACGGACUGGUUGGACACUCCUGCUGUAAAUAAUAAAAAAGCUGGGCUGGUUAAAAUAGAAGCGUUCCGUCACAUUUAAAGACCUGGUUUGUAUCGAAUGCAGUUUGGGUUUGACAUUUCAAGACCUGAGGUCUAGCAUGUAGUUGAUUAAACGAAGCCUCGAUUCAGAGAAUUUUGCCUCGAAUUUUAGUAAUCCAAUUACUGGAAUAACUCGAGGAAUCGUUUCAGCCCCAGUGUCUUUGUUGAUCUCGCCUCUUUGUACGCCCCUCAGAUGCUCUGAUGAAGGCGUUGGCAUGUAAAGCGUGUUUGAACAAUUAUGGUAGCUGUGGUCGCAGAAAUAUUCACAUUUGGUCUGCAUUUUUACUCUAAACAAAGGUUUUUUUUUAAAUUUCUCAUAAAGAAUGUAAUCAGAUGCAAAUUAUGCUCACGGAUGUUCUUUGGAUUCUAUCAAAUGUUUUAAAUGUUUUCUGAAGGUUGGCAGUGACUGUCAGAAGAACCAAAUGAAGGUCUACGUGUAGAUAACGGUCAAACAGGCAACAUUAUUGAUAAGUACGUGCUUAUUUUUUGUCUGGCAUUAUUGUUUCUCCUGCGGUUUAACUUGACUGUGUCAGACCUGUAGGUCAACUCGUUAUACCCUGUAGUAAAAGAUGCUUUAUUGAGAUGUAAUUAUACCGUUUUUUAUGUGUGAUGUAAUCAGAUUAUAGUAUAAUUAUGCAAUUUUCACUGUAAUGAGUGACUAAUUCUGUUGACAUUCGAAACACUUUUUCUUGGCAAUAAAAACUAUAACAUGUAAA
Amphiprion ocellaris (clown anemonefish) is the source of this 5353-nucleotide messenger RNA. It is a transcript of the gene rela, whose product is annotated as v-rel avian reticuloendotheliosis viral oncogene homolog A. The coding region runs from base 154 to 2067 and encodes 637 amino acids. Gene Ontology annotation, biological process: innate immune response; regulation of transcription by RNA polymerase II; canonical NF-kappaB signal transduction. NCBI's taxonomy places the organism in Eukaryota, Metazoa, Chordata, Actinopteri, Pomacentridae. Gene Ontology annotation, molecular function: DNA-binding transcription factor activity, RNA polymerase II-specific; RNA polymerase II cis-regulatory region sequence-specific DNA binding. The record is from RefSeq and is a predicted model, not a curated record. Gene Ontology annotation, cellular component: cytoplasm. The transcript is spliced from 11 exons.